CCAAAUUUCGGAGGGCUAAGGGCAAGGCAGGGCCCCUUCAUCUGGUUUUGUGCGUUGUGCAGUAAAUCAUUUUGCUGCAUUGCACCCAAGAUGCCUUCUGGCCUUUCCAAGGGCUGGGCAUAGCGUUUGCGAUGGGAACACGUGAUGCUUCGUACCCACGCCCAUCCCGCCCUUGUUAACGCAGCCUCUGGCUUUCCUGUGUGAUUCUGAGCAGGACAUAUGGUCCUGCCACGGAAAAGGAGCACCAGAGCUGAUUGCCUUUUGUUUGAAUUUUCGCUGUAAGCACGAAACUUCUUACAAGGAUUGAGAAUAGAUUUAUUUUGCCUCCUUAGAACAACACUCAGUUCACUAAGGCGAUGAAGGGCUUUUUCCUGGCACUAGAGCUAUACCGAGGGUAGGUCAGUUACGGAAUGUCUUAAGGCAGAAGUUAUUCCUUUGGUUCACUUACUCAUUCACUCAGCAGGCAUUUACUAAGCACCUUGCCUAAGUGCUCGGUAGUGGGCUUGGUGCUGUGAGGAAGACAAGAUGAAUUGAACCUGAGCUUAGUCCUCAAGGAGCUUGACUGGCCCAGAGGAGAGAGAAGCUCAAGGGAAGUAAGUCUACACCAGGUAGAAGGGAUGGGGCCCCAAGAGAGGGUCAGAGGAAGAACUGGGGGACUCGGAGGAGGGAGAAGAACCAGCCUUCCACCCCAGGUGAUUAACGUAAGGAGAGAAUUAGGUCCCUCAAUUACUACCUGAUUAGGAGUGAUCUCUCUCAUAAGCUUCACAUCUCUGUGGAAGGGUGCUUCCUGACUGUGUGUUGGGCAUCUCAGACUGAUUAUGUUUAAGUUGGGCUCCAUCAUUCCAGGGCACCCCCCUCCUGACCCCACCACACACCUGCUGCUGUUCCAUUGUUCCCUGUCUCAGGGAACAGCAUCAAGGCUCCCCUCUUCCUAGUGGUCCAAGCCAGAGGCUUAUCCCCCCUGCUCCCUCCCCACACCUGGGCUUGUUGAGUCAACCUCCUGACCUCUCACAUCUGUCCAGCUCGCUCCACCCUCAUUUCUCCAGGCCAGGCCACCAUCAUCCCUUGCUUGGCUUACUGCCUCCCAGCCUGUCUUCACCAGACUCCCUUUACAGGGCUUCCAGGGGUGAUCUGGCCCUUGCUCACCAGCCCCCACCCCACCUUCACACCCCUUGCACUUGUCUCCAUUUUGAAACCAUGCCAUGCUUUCUCAUGCCACCAGGCCUUUGCACAUGUCUCCCUUCUGCCUAGGACAUGUGCUUCCUUGCCACCCUCCUCCCUUGGUUUACUCCUGCCCUCCCCGUGACCUCAGCUGGGUCCCUGCUUCCUGGAGGAACUUUCCUUUAGGCUCCAAGCCUCAGUAGGUGCAGCUCCUUGUUGCGCUGCCUGUGCCUCUCCUCCUGAGGGCUCCCUCACGCAGCUGCCGCCUCCAUGGUGCUGCACUGGAAGUCCUGGCAUAGCAGGACCGUGUCCAUCAGUGGGGCUUUACAUCCCUUCCUGCUGCCUGCACACAGAAGAUGCCCAAGAAAAAGUCGUUGAUGGAAUUUGGUAUAAGUGCAGGUUGUACUAUUAUGGUUUGAGUCUAUGAAUGCCAGCAUCAUGAAUCCACCCUACCUCAGUUGAUUUCUCGCUGUGCUGAAAUAGUAUUGCCCUUGUUUAUGUCAAGCUUAAAAAUGUAUAUAAGUGUGAAAGAGAGGAAUCAUUAUAUGAGCAGUUGGUAUUUGUUGGGUGUUCAUUGUGUGCCAGGCACGGUUCUGAGUGCCUUAUAGCAUUAACUCAUUUCAUCACCACAACAGCUCUGUGUGGUAGAUAUUUUUAUUAUCCCUAUUUUACAGAUGGAGAAACUGAGGUACAGAGAUUAAGGAGCUUGCCUAACAUCACAUGCUACUGAAGUCCAAGCAUGCAUUGUGGAAUGUGAUGAGCUCUUUGAGAAAGACAGGAAGUAGGACUGGACGUGAGGCUCUCAUAGGGCUGAAGAUGACUUGAACCUUGCCAAUGGACCUGAUUGGUUUUGGUUAUGCAGCCCUGGUGACAUUCGGAAGCAUUUUGGGAUAUAAGCGGAGAGGUGAGCCCAAACCAGAUUUUUCAUCAAAGAGAGGUGGUGUUCUGUCUUUGAUUGCUGGUCUUUCUGUUGGAUUUUUGGCUGGCUGUGGAGCUUACCGUGUCUCCAAUGACAAGCGAGACGUAAAAUUGUCCCUGUUUACAGCUUUCUUCCUGGCCACCAUAAUGGGGGUGAGGUUUAAGAGAUCCAAGAAAAUCAUGCCAGCUGGGCUGGUUGCAGGUUUAAGCCUCAUGAUGAUCCUGAGACUUGUCUUACUGCUGCUCUGAGAAUCCGCAGGAACUGAAAACUAAAUUUGAGUCAUUCUGCUGUAAUGGGCAGAGCCUACUCUUUGUAUUUAAAAGCUAAAUUCCAAUAUGGAAUGUUCCCCGUGGUGGUCUUAUUUUAUGGUAGAAACUGCAAAAGAAACACUGUCACCUCUAAUAUGGACACUGGUUUGAGGGAUUUUUUUUUUUUAAACAAAUGGUUUAACUGUUUUCUAAUUGUCAGGUACUGGUUUCAUUAAAGGUAUUUGAUAAAUCAUGAUACACUGUUUGA
This is a messenger RNA of Delphinapterus leucas (beluga whale), 2596 nucleotides long. The record is from RefSeq and is a predicted model, not a curated record. Lineage: Eukaryota; Metazoa; Chordata; Mammalia; Artiodactyla; Monodontidae.